Scophthalmus maximus (turbot) is the source of this 4507-nucleotide messenger RNA. RefSeq names its product PWWP domain containing 2A (gene pwwp2a). Gene Ontology annotation, molecular function: chromatin binding; histone binding. NCBI's taxonomy places the organism in Eukaryota, Metazoa, Chordata, Actinopteri, Pleuronectiformes, Scophthalmidae. The transcript is spliced from 2 exons. Gene Ontology annotation, cellular component: nucleus. The record is from RefSeq and is a predicted model, not a curated record. The coding region runs from base 10 to 2805 and encodes 931 amino acids.
CGGAAGAAAAUGGCGGCCGUGGCUGCAGAGCCCGGAGCUGCGGCGGUUCCGACAACUUCGACGGCGGCGACGGACGACGAGGGCCCGAAAGAAACGGGCCCGGGACUCCCCGGAGCCGCGCUGGAGUCUGAGGGGCCGCGGGAGUUCGGCCCGGUCGUGGAGCUGGUCGUCCCCCGGGUGGAGGAUGGUGGGGAUGGGGAGGAGCGCCGCCAUGUCAGGCCGGAGCAAGAGCCUGCGGCGGGAAAAGCUCGGUGUGAAAACGUCGCUAACGACGAACUGAUCCGGAACUUCCCCGCGGACCGGGUCAGCAUGGACCGGUUCGCUCUCGGACUACCGGGGGAUCCGGAGGGCGGCGGGAACGUGUCGGUGCAGGCGGUGUACCGCAGCAUCCUCUCUGACCCGCAGCCCUCCGCCGUCUUCCUGCACUCCCCCCCUGCUCCGCCGCCCGUCACCGAGGCCGGGCUGUCUCUGGCCGAACCGGCGGUACCGACCACCAACGUGACGACAGACCGGGCCGAGGCAUACACGGUCCUCGACCCACCCGAGCUGAAGCCCGGGCCCGCGGUGGACGCCAUGUUGGACGGUAACGCGGACCGGUUGUCGGUCCCGGUCAGCCGGGACGGGAUGGACCCGGACACCGGGGGACACGAGGAGCCGGUGGGGCGCGGCCCGCGGGAAUCGUCCCCACCCGGCCGGUCCCCGAAGAGACGUCCGGUGACGGAGGGCCCCUCCCGCCUCGAGCCCGCACCCGAACCCGGUCUCGGUGCUCCCUCACUCGCAUCCUGUCAGGAUCUGAGUCCUGGAUCCGAGGUCCGGGUCUGCCUGGACCACGUCAUCGAUGACGCGCUGGUGGUGUCCUUCCGGCUGGGGGAGAAGGUUUUCUCCGGGGUGCUGAUGGACGUCUCCAGGAGGUUCGGACCGUACGGCAUCCCCAUCACGGCGUUUCCGCGACGGGACGAUCGGAGUCGGCCUCAGAUGUCUCUGCAGCCGGGGCCUGUCGCCGAUGACGACCCGUCCACCAAACAUGAUCAGGCCACCGUCGAGCCUUCGCCGCCUCCCCCCCCUCCCCACCCAUGGACCACCAAACCGCCACCUUUGUUCCAGGAGGGGGCGCCGUACCCUCCUCCUCUGUUCAUCAGGGACACAUACAACCAGGCCUUACCUCAGCCACUGCCACGCAAGAUCAAACGGCCAAAGCGGCGCUAUCGAUGCGAGGAGCCAACCUCCAUCAUGAACGCCAUCAAGCUCCGCCCCCGCCAGGUGCUCUGUGACAAGUGCAAAGGUGUGGUGGCCUCAGGUGGGCACAGGGAGGCACGGCGGGGCCCGGUGGACCUGAGGGGCGAGGAGGUGUCUCGGCGGAGGAGGCCGGCCGAGGGACCGAUCUCCUCUGAGGUCAAAAGGCUACGAAGUGAUGACAAAGGAGGACGAACUGCCACCGACAGACGUUCGUCAUCAGGGAUCUGCAUGUCAUCAUCAUCAUCUUCUUCUUCUCGCCGUGCUCUGAGGGGUGUGGCUCCAUCUUCAUCAUCCUCAUCCUCAUCCAGCCACAUGUGUCUCAAGCUGAACUCUAAGAAGGCUCUGGCCAAAGGUUCUGCCGGCGAUCGCUCCAAAGCACGACAGGUUCUCAAGAAGCUGGCAAGGAGCUCGCAGCCGCCGGCAGAUCGUCGGCCCAAAGACCAGAACCAGAGCCAGAGCCAGGACCACACCAAGGCUGUGACCCGAGCCGCCGCCCUGCAGAACCACAACCAGAAGGUCCACUUCACCCGCCGCCUGCAGCACCUCAGCGGCACCGCCAUCAGCCCAAGCGCCCACACGGCGCUGCCGCCCAGAAUGCGCCUAAAACCCCAAAGGUAUCGUACCGAUGAAAACAUGGCCGCCUCCUCCUCCUCCCCCUCCCCGCCCAAACUGAGCGCUCGCUCAUCACCUCCCAAACCUGCUGUAAGCCCCGUCCCCAUAUCGGACCUGGUCCCGCGCACUGACACCCCGCUCCCCUCGACCACAGCUCCGCCCCAAGAGCUUCCCCCUUCCACCUGUGCAUUCAGUGUUGUCGUGGAGACGCAGGAGGUUGGCCCUGCUUUGGAGGAGGGCACAGAUCAGGGAGGAGGAGGGGGGGAGGGGCAGGUAGUGGAGCCACCACUCACCUCCUCCUCCCUGGACUUGACCCACUCAGAGUGCAGCUCCACAGAGACCCUUGACCCCCCACCCACUGGAGACCCGCCCUCCUUGUCCUCUUCCCUCGCUCCCGCUCCCCCUUUCUCCUCCUCGUUAGCACAGCGGUGCCCCUCCUCUUCUUCCUCCCCCGCCACCCCUCCCCCCAGAUCCGACAGUGAGGAGCCGCAGGUUGGCGGUGAGGAGGAGGAGGACGAGGAGGGAGGUGAACUGAAGAGGCGCCGUAAGUCUUCCACAUCCUCCUCCUCCUCAUCGUCUUCGUCGUCUUCUUCGGUCUUCUCAAAGUCCGUGUCCAAGUGUUCGCUCCCUGAUGGUCGGACCGUGUGCGUUGGCGACAUCGUCUGGGCGAAGAUCUACGGUUUCCCCUGGUGGCCGGCUCGCGUGCUCGGCAUCACGGUGGCGCGGCGCGGCGACACGGGGCUGUCGGUGCGGCAGGAGGCGCGAGUGUCGUGGUUCGGCUCGCCCACCACCUCCUUCCUUCCACUGACCCAGCUGUCGCCCUUCCUGGAGACCUUCCAGUCUCGCUUCGACAGGAAGAGGAAGGGUCCGUACCGACGGGCCAUCGCGGAAGCCGCCAGCGCUGCUAAACAGCUAACGCCUGAAGUCCGAGCGCUGCUCACGCAGUUCGAGACGUAGCAUCCGUUAAAAUUACCCCCAAAUCCCGGCCACGCCCCCAACCCCAAUCACUGCCCUGUCCCAGACAGGUAGCGGGAGGAGCUUCCUUCCUGGACAGAUACUUGUCCGUCUGUCAGAGACUGAUGACGGUCAGAUGGACAAUAGAAAGGGGCGGAGCAUGUCGUUACCAGUCAGUGUUAGGGGUGUGGCUUAUCUCUGCAGUCUCCUCCCCCCCUGUGUUCACCAGCAGGUGUCUGCCAACCUUUCCACUCGCCAUCAAGUCGUAGCACCGUCUUUGUUUGGUUUAUCACAGAGUUACACAUCACUUGCAAAAUUAAACAACCCUGAUAAUGUGCCAGUGAUGUCAUAGUGAUGUCCUGAUUGGCUGAGAGACCGACAACACAUCAGUGUCACAGUUUUCCGUCUGUAAUCGUGCUAAAAAAAAUUUCAAAAAAACACUAAUAAUUGUAUAACUAAGCAAACAGCUGUUAAGCUAAGCACGACCGUACUGGACACCAGUGGUUGAUUGAUAAUCAAGAGAUUCAAUUAUUGUUGAAUGUGGUUCAGUCGACUGAUGGCGAUGUGAAACGCUGACGUGUCACUUCCUGUUUAGAGUCACUUCCUGUUUAGUCUCCGGGUUGCUCUGGGUUCUACUGGGGACCCUGAAAACUUUUUAUUUUUUCAAAGAAGCUCAAUUUUAGGAUAAAGACUGAAACAGUUUGUCAAAACUGAGGCAGGAGGCCCAGAUCAGGGUCCAGACCAGGGUCCAGUCGAGUCAGGGUCAGUUCUGAUCCCAUCGAUAGAAAAAAUUGAGUGAUCGAUAAAUCAGCUGUGACAUCGACUCUUCUCUGAUUGGUUCACAAGGUCCCAGGUCCCUGCAGUCCUGUAUCUGAUCAGGUCCCUGUAGUCCUGUAUCUGAUCAGGUCUCUGUAGUCCUGUAUCUGAUCAGGUCCCUGUAGUCCUGUAUCUGAUCAGGUCUCUGUAGUCCUGUAUCUGAUCAGGUCUCUGUAGCCCUGUAUCUGAUCAGGUCCCUCUGUAGUCCUGUAUCUGAUCAGCUCCCUCUGUAGUCCUGUAUCUGAUCAGCUCCCUCUGUAGUCCUGUAUCUGAUCAGGUCUCUGUAGUUCUGUGGAUGCCCAAGUGGACGUGUUCGGACCAGGAUCCUGGAACAUAUUUUAUGUUUGAUCAGUCCGACUCUGAUCACUUGUCAAACUCAUUGAUCGGAAGUUUUCAUUGAUUUAGAAAUAAUUCUGCUGCUGUUAAUUUAAAGACUUUUAUUUUGAAGCUCAGAGAUGUUGCUGAUGUCUUACUCGCUGGAGCCUCCCGUAUCUGACAGAGGGACAGGUAGGACACUGACUGUGGGACAGGUAACAGACACUGACUGUGGGACAGGUGGGACACUGACUGUGGGACAGGUGGGACACUGACUGUGGGACAGGUAACAGACACUGACUGUGGGACAGGUAACAGACCCUGACUGUGGGAUGGCUCCUCUUACGAUGACAGUGAUGAAGACGAUGGUGAAGAUGUCUUUGGACUUUGUCCCGCUCUGCUCGGGGACGAUGAUGUCGUGGGACUUUUGUUUUUCGUCCCGUCAGACUCUUUUGUUUCACGUCUGUUUGCAGAUCAGAGAUUCUGAACUACAGUGAAAUCAUGGAGAUCAAAGAGUCGACGUCUGUACGUGUUUUUUCUCAUGUUUGAAAUUAUUAAUAAACUGUCAAUUCAA